AUGAUGUUUACAAAUACAGACACAAGUUUAAAUACAUCACCUUUAGUAAUUUUGCGCUCAAAGCGACAAUACCUAUCAACAUGUCCUGCCGGCUGUUUUCCGAGCUGUUAUUCGAGCUCUCAGUGCCAGCAGGUAGCUCCCAGAACGAUAUGUAUUCAAGCCUGCUGUUGCCCUGCAGCAGCUCCUCCCAGAGGACAGUCUAUUUUCAGUCCUGGUAGCAUCAACAUUAUCCCUAUACCCGUUCCUGUCGGAUCACCUACUCCGCUCAAUACUUUUAGCUUUUCAACAGCGUGUGAUGGUGGACCAGCAAUAGCUGCUUGUAUCAAUGGCUUAUGUGGACAAGGUUUUUUUUGCAACAAUAGGGGUUUUUGUUGCCGAUGUGCUACUGGAAAUUCUAGUGGUCCAUGUGUAAACAACUUGUGUCCUGCUGGUUUUUCAUGUAAUACUAACAAUUUUUGCUGUCCACUAGGCUCUGGUUCCGUACUUGGUCCUUGUAUUAACAAUCAGUGUCCAGCGGGUUUUGUGUGUGGUGCUGGUAAUUUGUGCUAUUCUGUGGCUGUAAAUGGUCGAAAAAAACGAAAAUGA
This is a messenger RNA of Thelazia callipaeda (thelaziosis nematode), 585 nucleotides long. The record is from the annotation of a GenBank genome assembly. NCBI's taxonomy places the organism in Eukaryota, Metazoa, Nematoda, Chromadorea, Rhabditida, Thelaziidae.